AUGAGUCCGUUUAUCACCGUCGCACUACAGAAGGGUGUCUCGGCUUAUGUUGGCGAGGGCGGUGGUCGCUGGUGCGGCGACCACCGCGACGACGCUGCUAAACUGUACCAGCUAGCUGUGGAGAAGGCUAAGCCCGGUUCCAUCUUUCAUGCCGUGGCCGAAGAGGGUGUGUCAGUGAAGGAAAUCGUGACUAAGGUUGGGAACCAGCUUAAUAUUCCUGUUGUCAGCAUCCAACCGGAACACGCCCAAGAUCAUUUCGGCGGGCUUUAUUUCAGCGCACGGCUGACAAUGCAGCCUCAAGCAUCAAGACGAGGGAGCGGUUGGGGUGGACUCCUAUGGCCCCGAGAUUGA
Molecule: messenger RNA, 351 nt
Organism: Aspergillus tanneri
Lineage: Eukaryota; Fungi; Ascomycota; Eurotiomycetes; Eurotiales; Aspergillaceae
Exons: 1
Coding region: 1-351 (116 amino acids)
Source: RefSeq, a predicted model, not a curated record